Guillardia theta CCMP2712 is the source of this 1878-nucleotide messenger RNA. RefSeq lists its product as hypothetical. The record is from RefSeq and is a predicted model, not a curated record. The transcript is spliced from 8 exons. NCBI's taxonomy places the organism in Eukaryota, Cryptophyceae, Pyrenomonadales, Geminigeraceae. The coding region runs from base 1 to 1878 and encodes 625 amino acids.
AUGCGGACGCCGACUGCUUCCAUUCACUCGGGCAUGCGCUACCAUCCUCGCCUCUUCGACAGACAGAGGGAGGGGAAAGAGAUGCUCAAGGAGAGGGGGGAAGCCGUGCCGAGCUACGUCAAGCAUGCGGCGAACAUGCCGCUUGGGGGAGGGGCGGCGGUCUUGACACCAACGAUCGCGAGGCAUAUGUCCUCUGCUGCCAAGUCCCUGGUGACCCCAGCAUGGCGCAACUCCACGGGCCUGACGUCGAAGGACCUGAUGAGCCCCGCAUACUUGAUGGCCCUGGCUAGCCCCCUCUUCCUCGGCAGGGAGGAGGAGGAGGAGGAGGAGGAGGAGGAGGAGGAGGAGGAGGAGGAGAGCGUGAGGGCGCGUCGGCCCAGCCUUCUCUUGACGAGGCUCCAAGGGGUCUGGUCCUCCUUGGGGGUUGGGCUGAGUGUUUACAGCAGGCUCGCUUGCUCCUUCCUCUACAGCCAGGCGCAGCCCCUGAGCGUGCGGGCUGGGGCCUUUGUUAGGGAGCAGGCGACGUCAGCGAUCGUGUCGAUCCAGGCUCUCAACUUCCUCAGCAUCCUCAUGUUCAUCGUCAAGUUUGUCCUGCGCACCUGCGCCUACCUCGUCAGAAACGUCCUGCUCAUCGGCUUCGAAGUCCUGAGCACGUUCCUGGUCGUCGUCAACGACAGCCUGCAGAGCUCAAUGGCCCGUGCAGAAGCGAGCAAAGAGAGGGAGGGAGAAUGGUUCUCCCCUCCUCUCCGCAGCUCCUUCCGGCGCAGUGCUGUAGCCCCGCAGUCGUCGCAUGCUGUCUUGACACGGCCAGUCUCCGAUCGCCCAGGGAACGCUCCUCCUCCUCAGCUCCACCAGCCGGUCUCGCAGACCUGGUCGGCAAGGAGGAGCAGUAGACCUCCGAUGGUGUCGCGUGAGGAGCUUCUGCAGGAGCAGCAGGCGAGAAAAGACGCGGAAAGCAAGAUCCUGGAGCUAGAGAGGGAGAUCUGGCACGCUCGACAGCAAAAUAAGCAGCUGGAGAAGCGGAUCCAGGCCGUAGAGGCCAUUCAGCCUGCAGGCAGGAGGGCGGAGGAGGAGACAGGGCAGCAGGGGAACAAGUCAGACCGAUUCUCUCCCCACACGCUGAGCAUGCCGGAGGGCUCGACAGGAUUGGCAGGGGUGAAGUUGGAGCUGCGGGAGGAGCCGGUAGAGGCUCCUGUGAUGCUGCAGAAGCGCUCCGAUGACGGCGAUCUUCAUGCUCCAUGGACCCUGCCGAUGGCAGGUCCAGCGGAGCAACAGCAACAGCGGGAGCAUCGACAGCCGCUGGAGCAGCAGCGGCGGCAGCAAGGGAAGGAAGGAGACGAGAAAGAGAAAGGGGGCAGACCGACUUGGGCCGUGAAGCUAAAAAUCGACACCUUGCCCAACGUUCCUCUAGCAAAAGUCCAGCAGCCUAGCGAGGAGACGUCGAAGAUUGGCUCGUGGAGGCAGCGAUGGCAGGAGGAGGAGGAGGAGGCGGAGGCGUACAACGGAGUGAUGACAGAUGAGCCGGUUCAAAGAGCUUUCAACAAGCAAGAGGCGGCGGUGGCGCCUCGAGGAGCAAACGGGAGCAAGCGAGUGCUGGAGGGAGGAGGAGCGAAGGAGGAGGCAACGGGGCCCGGGAGGAGGCUGGGUCCUUCCCAGAAGGAGGAAGCCAGUAAGCUGCUCAGCUCCCUUGCCCAGCAGGUGUCGUCCACCAGCGCCAUUCGGCUCGAUCGCAUGCUGAAGCAUUUCGUCGGUCAGAGCUCGUCCAUGGCUGAGAAAGUUCGAUCGCUGUGCCUGCACCUCGGGCUGAGGGUGGAAGAGGAAGAGGCGAAGCGGCUGAUUCUGCUGACUGGAGGUCAGUUGAGACUUCAGUCCUUGUGA